This is a messenger RNA of Rosa chinensis, 1042 nucleotides long. RefSeq names its product pathogenesis-related thaumatin-like protein 3.5. Lineage: Eukaryota; Viridiplantae; Streptophyta; Magnoliopsida; Rosales; Rosaceae. The coding region runs from base 144 to 908 and encodes 254 amino acids. Gene Ontology annotation, cellular component: extracellular region. The record is from RefSeq and is a predicted model, not a curated record. The transcript is spliced from 2 exons. Gene Ontology annotation, biological process: defense response.
ACCUUUUGCAUGCAUCCAACUAUAAAAUACCUACCAAAUCUCCCUCUUCAUUCACCAAAUCCAACAUCAACGAACGAUUAACUUCUUCCGUCCACAACUGCUCAACUCAGUCCACCAUUCUUCUAAGAUUCAGUUUCUCUCUAAUGGCAACCACCAUGACCUCAAACAAGCUCAAUCUCUAUCUUCUUCCUUUGAUCAUUGCAUCAUUAGCUACAGCAAACCUAGUUUCCGCAACCGUUUUUACGCUGCAAAACCGAUGCCCCUACACAGUCUGGCCCGGCACACUCUCCGGAAACGGCGCCGCAGUUCUCGGCGAAGGCGGUUUCGCCAUGUUCCCCGGUGCAUUAGUCCAGCUCACAGCCCCGGCCGGCUGGUCCGGCCGCUUCUGGGCCAGAACCGGCUGCAACUUCGACGAAGCCGGUAACGGAAACUGCCUCACCGGAGACUGCGGCUUGCUAAAAUGCACCGGCGGCGGCGCACCUCCCGUCACCUUGGCUGAGUUCACCAUCGGAUCGAGCGUAACCGACAAGGACUUCUAUGACGUCAGCCUCGUCGACGGUUACAACGUCGGCAUGGGGCUGAGGGCCACCGGAGGAGACGGCGACUGCCAGUACGCGGGGUGCGUGACGGACUUGAACGCCAACUGCCCGCCCGAGUUGCGGGUCACGGAUUCGGGUUCGGGUGUUGUGGUGGCUUGUAAGAGCGCGUGCGAGGCGUUCAACGCGCCGGAGUUUUGCUGCACCGGCGACCACGCCACCCCGCAGACUUGCUCUCCGACUCAGUACUCCGCCAUGUUCAAGAGUGCGUGUCCUGCGGCGUAUAGCUACGCUUAUGAUGAUGCUUCAAGCACCUGUACCUGUACCGGGUCGGAUUACUUGAUCACAUUUUGCCCCACCGGGUCAUCGUGAGCUAAGGAGGAGGACGAAUAAUUAAUUACUUGGGAUUUAUUAACUUUACGUAAUGAUUUGAUUAAUUAGUUAGUUGACGUACGUAAUUUGUUGUGAUGCUGUAAUCAAUAUAUGAUUCGUUUCAUUAUGAUUCA